AUGAAAACCCAAUAUUUAAGAAAUUCAUUUGAAAAUAAUCAGUAAUAGCCUUUCUAUUAAUAUUCUAAAACUUCAAAUGUAAAUUCAACUUCAAAAUAAUCGCUUGUUAUCAAUGAAAUUUAUUAGAAUCAAUUAAUUUCAUUAUCAAUCUAACAAAAACAAAAAAAUGAGCAAAGAAAGGCUUCAUAUUAAGAUGAAGAAGAAAAAAAACAAUAAAUGGCUUAAGCAAUUUAAUAGUAAAUAUAAAAUAAUUAAAAUAAUGAUGAUUCUGUUUAAAAACCUUUUGUAGAUUAAUAUUCAUAAAUCCUUGAUGAUUCUGUUUAAAGAGAAUAAGACAUCAAAUUAAAUACUUUGAUGACCAAAUUUUUUGACGUUGAAGUGCCAAAUUUGAAUAAUAUGAGUAUAGCAUUUUUACUUGAAGAAUUAAAUAAAUGA
Paramecium sonneborni is the source of this 435-nucleotide messenger RNA. NCBI's taxonomy places the organism in Eukaryota, Ciliophora, Oligohymenophorea, Peniculida, Parameciidae. The record is from the annotation of a GenBank genome assembly.